Molecule: messenger RNA, 5586 nt
Organism: Xyrichtys novacula (pearly razorfish)
Lineage: Eukaryota; Metazoa; Chordata; Actinopteri; Labriformes; Labridae
Source: the annotation of a GenBank genome assembly
CUUGAUGCUAGUUUAUACAUUUCUUGAGCGGUGCUUUGACGGGCGCGCACCAGAACGCACCACCGGCUCUGUUGCUCUUUGUCACCAGUGGAUUUAAACCCUCUUACCCUCAUAGCGCGAUACAACAGGCAACACAGAGACACAUUUUUAAAUCACAAGGAAGCUUUUAAUUCCUCCACACACUCCUGUGACUGAGAAAUGAAUCAUAAAGCUCUUUUACUGUGGAUUUUCCUACAGUGUGCCACCGCGCUAUUCUCGUCUGCUCUUGGAGACAACGCUGCUAUUAAAGGUAGGAAAACGCUUUGUGUCUUUUGUUCAGUCUGGUCUAUCAAUGAUUUAUUUCCCAGCCUUUCAAGAAGUGUCAAAACAUUAUCCCAAGAAAGGAAAAGGAGUGCAAAAAAAAAAAUAAAAAAAAGACAGGAAAAGAAAAUCCGUGACUGAAAUGUGUGAUAGUCGCCUUAAUGUGGAGCGUUCCCACACGCACAGUUUGAUUUAUGUGCGUUUUCUGGACUAUUAGGCUAAAUCACAAUUCAUAGCAAGUGUGGCGGAAAAGUGUGUGUGUGUGUGAGACACAAAAGCGGGGAUGGAUUCAAAAGACGUAUCGGCGACGUGUCCUUUUUGGGAGAGCAGCAAGCUUUGACGCAAAAGAUCCAAGUGGAGGACACACAACGCCACGUCUGUGUGAACUACUUGGAAAGAUGUUCCGCUGAAUCCGCGUUUUACAUCGGACCGCUCAGCAGCAGCAGCAGCAGUAGAAGAGCCUAUACCACCCAGCUGAAGUCAUUUUGGUGUGUGUGGCCGCUUACCAGAGGGUGUUGAGUUCAUUUCAAUUCACAUCUGACGUUUGUCAUUUGUGUGGUCUGGACUGGUUUUCAUUGCGCCUCAUUUUCUUAGAGUAACCUACAAAUAGACGCAUGUCCUCCCCACUGCCAAAACAGUCCAGUUUUAAAGAAAAUGCUUCAUUUAUAAUCGGUUUUGUCUCAAAAUGUGACUUCUUUGAUGGUCUCUUUUUAGCUCCAGUGGUAUAAUUAUGGGAGCUCAGACUGUUACUGUGUCCGAAAGAGAGGGGGAUAGGAUGAUUUAGAAGACGAGAAGAAGGCUGGCGGUGGUAUUCUGGCUCUCUGCCCGAAUCUCCGGUACAACUUGCACCCAACCGGCAUUAUUAGAUCAGAUGUUGGCUGUGAACGCGCAGUGAUUGGCUGAUUCAGCCGCUCCCUGAGAGUGUGAGAGGUGAUUGGCUGAGGGGUUUCUAGCUCAUGGUUUUGAAAUUGAAUCAUUAAUAAAAGUAGGAUUCAUCCCCAUUCAUUGUAGACAUCAUAAAAGCAGAAAAUAGAGAUGUAAUUUGGGCAUGUCUUUAAUUUUUGUGUGUUUUUCCCCCUUUCAGGUGAAGAUAAUCCUUUGGAAGAGUUCUCAUCAGACGGCAAGAGUCCCAAUGGCAUCGUCAAGUACAACAUGAGGAAGAGUUUAGAUCUGGACCAUGAAGGCUGCUACCUGCAAACUGGCAAGAAGGAGUGUCUAGAAGAGUGUGGCUUCAACGCUACAGCCAAGACCAUCUUCAUCAUCCACGGCUGGACUGUACGUAUCACUCUAUACCUUCCCUCUUCUUUUCUUCUAUCUGGGUCACCCUUGGCAAACUGCGACUCAAUUUGUUGUGUCUCUCUGACCCCAAACUGCUUUGAUUGUUGGAAUUUAUCAUGUGGAUGUGAGCCAGCUGAGUGCAGAGUAUCACAGAGGGGUCAGCAGGUUAAAGAAGUCCAUCUGGAGGAAGAAUGAAUGAAUGAAUAAGUCUUGUUGUUGUCUUUUUUUCCCCCUCCUCUCAGAUGAGUGGGAUGUUUGAUAGCUGGAUGUCAAAGCUAGUGUCAGCAGUAAUGCAGCGGGAAACGGAGGCCAACGUGGUGGUUGUGGACUGGAUAUCGAUGGCCCAGCAACUGUACCCUGACGCGGUCAACCACACCCUCGGCGUCGGUGCCGAUAUUGCCACCUUGAUUAACUGGCUUCAGGUGUGUACAGUCAUUUUAACUCUGGAGGUAGAUUCAACUCUGAACAUGAAACCGAAAUUAGAUGACACAGAUUGCUAUUUAGAGGUUUCAAAAGGUGAUGUUCCCCGCACCGAUCAGUAUUUACCCCCCCUCUCACGUAGCUCGUUCUCACAAGAUAAAGCUUUCUUAAGUAUGUAGGGCAGAUGGAUAAACGGGUCUCAUGAGUUCUCACAUGCAGGGAUGUGUUCCUAUAAAUGAUUUAUGGUGCAGUGCAUGAUCAGAUUGUGAGGUUGGUAAUCCUGAGCGACAGAGAGGCAGCUGAGUACCUUCAAAUCCAUAAAACCUGUCCCCCAUAACAAUUUUGUGAGCAUGACAGGAGUGCCAAAACAUUUCUGAAGAGGUGUAAUGUCAUGCUACAAAUCCACAAUGCUAAUUUCAGAUUUUCCAGAGGCAGGAGUUUAACUUCUUUCUGGGACCUGUCUUUGCAGAUUAGUCUCAAGUUAUUCUGCCCACUGGAGUAUCCCCUAAGAUCAAUUCCUAAUGAGAAGAUUCAAUAAAGGUCGUGGUCCUUUAGCGCCUCAGAGGGACGGAUAACUAUUCCCAUUCAGCAGCACUGUCACAGAGCAUGGAGAAUUUCAAGAGAGCAGAGAUUCAGGCAUCCUGCCAUGUAGUUGUAAAUGUAGACAAAGAGGGUUUCAUGGGGACUAAGUGAGACAAAUGGUGCAGACUCUGUAGCAUGGAGGGUAGAUUCUGUCCGAGGUUAACUGAGCUUGGCUCACCCGCAGGCACAACUGAUCAUCACUGGCUGAAAUCCAGGAUUUGUUCAGUUUGGGGUGGUGCUGAUGUUAGUGUUGUUUCCUUUGACAGGAUGAGCUGCAGCUUUCUCUAGAGAAAGUUCACCUGAUUGGAUACAGUUUGGGCGCCCAUGUAGCCGGCUACGCUGGAACGUACGUACGAGGGACCAUCGGCAGAAUCACUGGUGAGUUUAGUGAAAUAUAAAUUCGCAGCGCACACUCUUAAAGAUACUGCUGCCUUAUUUUACUGAUCUCCUUUCCUUUCUUUAUUUCUAAUAGGUCUAGACCCAGCAGGACCAAUGUUUGAAGGUGUAGAGGAACAGAAGCGACUGUCCCCAGAUGACGCAGACUUUGUAGAUGUUCUGCACACGUACACUCGAGAGGCUUUAGGUGUCAGCAUUGGUAUCCAGCAGCCAAUUGGGGACAUUGAUAUCUAUCCAAACGGUGGUGAAGUGCAGCCUGGCUGUGCUCUGGGGGAUGUGCUGGCAGUGGCUGGAAGUAAGUUCAUGUUGUUGGCAGCUUUACCUCGCAAAACUACAAUUUUGCACUCAAUCUUUCAGUUUAGCAGUCUGAUACAAAUUUGUGCAGUUGCCACAGACUUAUAUUAAGUCUUUGGUUGGGGGUUGUGCAUUUCCAGUGGACUUUACCAGUUUUCCUCUCCUUCUCCAGAUUUCAUGGAGGUAAUGCACUGUGAGCAUGAGCGUGCUGUGUACUUGUUUGUGGACUCCCUGAUGAACAAGGACCACAUGAGCUUCGCCUUCCAGUGCACGGGCCCCGACCGCUUCAAGAAGGGUAUCUGCCUCAGCUGCCGCAAAAACCGCUGCAACAACAUCGGCUACAACACAAGAAAGAUGCGAAAGAGGCGCAACACUAAAAUGUACCUGAAGACACGUGCUGACACUCCCUUCGGAGGUGAGCUGAAAUCAGGAUGAAUCACUGUAAUCUGUUAUCUUUUCCUACAACUAUUUACUAUCUACAACUUAUCCAUUGACUCUUUAUCUAGCACGUUUUAUGAUUCACUACACUACUGCACAAAACCAACAGUGGCUCAAACAUUAACCUAUGUGUUGAUAUUUUCUUUUAGGCUACCACUACCAGAUGAAGAUGCAUGUGUUCAACAGGAAACAGGCUGAUGAUGCAGAUCCCACCUUUUAUAUCAAGUUAUAUGGAGCCCACAAUGACACUACAGACAUAUUUGUUGAUGUGUAAGUCUAAACUCUCAAUUAAUUUUUGUUUUCAGACCAUAGCGUCACUGUCCUUUCAUAUUGAGAAGUGCACAGACUGCUACAAUAUAAAUGUGGAAUUUGAACUUUGUCGCUGCUAACCUUUUUAAAGUGCCAGACAUGUAGGUUUGUUUAGCAGAGUAAGCUCAGACAGGGGGCGGAUCGCCUCUAACUUUCAGUUGAAGUUUCCAUCAUUGUACAUUUUAAACUCUGUCCCAUUUUUGGUGUAAAAUCAUAUGAAAGAGUUUAAGAGUUUUUUUUUCUGGCAACCGAACUUGACCUGAUUUCUACUUUUCUUUCAACAGUCAUGAUAACACCGUUGGUCUGAACCUGACAAACACCUUCUUGGUGUUUACCGAGGCUGAAAUCGGCGACCUGCUGAAGAUCAAACUGAGCUGGGAGGGAGAAGCUGAAUCCUGGAACUCUCUCUGGAAAAACCUUAAGAAGACGUUCUGGGCCUGGAACGCCAAACCUCCCAAACCUGUGCUUGAAGUCCGCCGCAUUCGUGUGAAAUCUGGAGAAACUCAGAAGAAGUAAGUAGAGGGAGAAGCUCUGUCAACAUUUUUCAAAUUUCUUUUCUGGAAAGACGUGAAUUUACAUGAUUUUCAUUGUUUUCAUAGGUUUACAUUCUGUGCCCAAGACCCUUCAAAAACUGAAAUUUCACCUGGAGAAUCCAUUACUUAUGUGAAAUGUCGUGAUGGCUGGGAAGUGAAACCAAGAAAAAGGUACGAAAAUUGUAAAAGUUAUAAUAUAUGUACAUAGAAGAAUGUUUUAAGAGGCUAAUCAUACUCAGUAAAUACCCUUUUUUUGUGAUCAACAGGCUGGCAGUGUAAAAACUCAGCACUGACAAUAACCAAUGCACCAUCACCAUGGGGGACCCAACAUGGAUCAGAGAUGGCACUGCCUUCUCUUUAAUGAGCACUUUUGUAGGAGGAGGAUUGAUCAGCGCACGGUGAAAGGGGCUUGACUGGACUCUAAACUGCACCUGGAAGGUUUCCCUUGGUUUCUGGAAACACAGACUCUGAGGUCAAUCCAGCCUGAGAGACGGUUGGGGGGGAAAAUAAAAGGAGGCGCAGGUUGGAAUCAGGAGACAGUCCUGAAUUGUGUUGAGAUUGCCGGUGGAUCUGCAGAACGUUCCUUUUGUGUGGACUAGUGAGGUAGAAAACAGAUCUUUGCCAGUGGACAUACACCAGCAAAUGUAGUCACUGUACUGUACAUUUUUAAAUAUCUUUUAUUUAUGAAAAAGAAAAACGGAAGCACUGCAAGACCAACGUUAUUUAUCAGAGCACAUCCCAUAAUGAAGCAUGUGUUGGAUGCAUUUCUCCUAGAUGCAGUAUUUUUGUGUGUAUGUUGUGUGUGUUAAAUGUGUGGGUGUCUGUGCUUGUUGUGACCAAGUCGUGUGCCUUUCUGCUGAGAGAUUACUGAUACACUGUAUAACUGAAGGAGAUCCCUGAUCUCAUUGCACAGAGUCUAUCUGAGGUUUUGUGCAUAGUGUUACUGUUACUGUAUGUGGCUUAUUUUGGGGGUGUGUGUUUGUGUACAUAAUGUAUAUAACUUUUUGGAAGAAUAAAUUCACGUUCUUUGUAAAAA